This is a messenger RNA of Fusarium venenatum, 801 nucleotides long. Lineage: Eukaryota; Fungi; Ascomycota; Sordariomycetes; Hypocreales; Nectriaceae. The record is from RefSeq and is a predicted model, not a curated record.
AUGGCAACUAAACUAUUGCGCGCCUUGAUGGCCUUUUUGUCCCUUGGAAACACAGUUAUUGCCGUAUUCAUCAACCCACCACCUACAGAGUCCCAGAUUGGCAACCCUAUAUACGAGUUGGGUCAAGAAAUCAAGAUCAGAUGGAAUACGAAUGUCGAAUUUACCGAUUUGACAAUGUGGCAGACUGACACGGGUAAAAGGUACAAUUUACAAUCAAACAGCAAGUCCAAGGAGUAUACCUGGAUCGCAUCUUACCAAGGUAUCGAUCCUGCAGAUGGUAACUCAUUUAGCUUUUGGCUUUUCGAGACAGGCCAAACGGGUUCUCUGUUUUCAAGUCAUACAUUCAACAUCACCGAUCCAACUUCAACUACACGAUCGGCGACCCAGUCCACGAGAACGAAACAUCCACAAACCAAGACCACAAGCGAAGCUACCGAAUCAACUAGCGAACCUGCCUCGUCAUCUACAAUCGUUGAUGAGGUGGUUGAUGAGGUGGUUGAUGAGCCCUUAUCGUCGGGAUUAUCGUCAGGCGCAAUAGCCGGAGUAGCAGUUGGCUCUGUCGUUGGACUUUUGUUGAUCGCUGGUGGAGUAUUUAUGUUGUGGCGUAGGAAAAACAACAAAGACGUGUCAGGGCCCACGGGAGAGAUGGGAGUUCUAAAGUAUGGGGCGGUUGAAGUGCCCAAUGAUAACGAGGCUCAUCCUGUCCAUGGGAAAUGGGGGAUGCUACCAUACAGGCCCACGAGCUACCAGCCGCAGACCACACCUACAAAUAUAGAACUGAGCGAUGGGCAUGAAGGAUGA